Messenger RNA from Owenia fusiformis, 447 nucleotides. The record is from the annotation of a GenBank genome assembly. NCBI's taxonomy places the organism in Eukaryota, Metazoa, Annelida, Polychaeta, Sabellida, Oweniidae.
ACUUGAUAUCACCAAGCCUUUGACACCCACUGCUGUAAAUGAUGAGGUUGUUGUUGCUGUUGAAGAGUCAAACAUGGCAAAUGGCUCUAUUCUAAGUGACCUCCUCAAGUUUCCACUGUACGAGGUGAGGGACAGAGUCCUGGAAUACAUGGAGGUUAUACUAGCAGAGGGGUCCAUUAAGGACAUACCUGAUGAUAUCAAAGAAGAACUUGCUGCUAUGAUUCUGGGCCGGGAACAGUACCACAAGUGCCUGAUAAAGGUCCUGAACAUUCUUGCUCUUUGUGCUGAUAUUGAAAGAACAAAAUGGCAGAAGUGUGGUUCACUAUUAGGACCACAGCAGGUGUUAGAGUACCUGAUAUGUAUGGCCAAUGACCAUUCUAUUGACGAUGUACGCUGUGCUGCUCACAUGUUGUCGGGAAGAUUUAUUAGCCAGGUCUACAAUGAAAU